AUGCCCAUAUGCAUACCGAUACCACCAACGCCGGCUAAAGCACGACCGACGAUAAAGGCAUUGAUAUCGGGGGCGGCGCCGCACAGGGCCGAUGCAGCCAUGGACAAGACCGUGCCGCUAACGAAGAGAAUUUUGGCGGAAAAGGUACCAUAUGCUUUGGACCAGGGGAGUACGGUCGCUGCCGAUGCCAGAGCAAAAGCAGCGGCCAACCAUGGGACGAGGUCGACGUGGCCGAACGAAAGAGGCGAGCAGAGAAACGACGACCAGAACCCACUGCAGUGGAGGUUGUUAGCACAAGGUGUCAGCGCAGAGGCUGAGCUUGGUGUCCAAUGGUGCAUCAUGUAG
Messenger RNA from Pyricularia pennisetigena, 345 nucleotides. RefSeq lists its product as uncharacterized. Lineage: Eukaryota; Fungi; Ascomycota; Sordariomycetes; Magnaporthales; Pyriculariaceae. Bases 1 to 345 code for a protein of 114 amino acids. The transcript has 2 exons. The record is from RefSeq and is a predicted model, not a curated record.